AAUAAAAGUCUGCAGUCGGUGCCGCAGGGACAGAGGUUGCCUGGUCCGACACGGGGAAGAACCAGUCUGGUUGGGACGAUCAUGAAAUUCCUGUUGUGCAUCUCUCUGCUGUUUCUCGCUGCUCAACCGUCGGAAUCUGCCUGCUAUCUUCAGCAAAAGAACGCCACCGCCAAGUGCAUUGACCCAUACGACGGGGCGGUGUACGCAGUGGGAGAAUCAUGGAUCAAUCCCGUCUGUGUGAGGUGUUCGUGCGGUGAGGGCACUGUCGGUUGCUGUGACGUGUACUCCACGCCACGAGGGUAUUCAGAAGAUUGUGAUAAACUGUUCAAUCCUCUAACUUGUCAGUUUCGAGUAUACAGGAGGGACGACCCGUCUAUUGAAUGUCCUGUGCAUGGAGGAGUUGGGAAAUGAGCUGAAAUAAAUAGGCAGCUCCCUUGCAAUGUAGAGACCAUCAUCAAUAUGAUAUCGGUGACUUAUCUCCUGAAUGUAAUGUCUGCCUCAUAUUAAACAGAUUCCUCAGUUAUUCUGCAA
Molecule: messenger RNA, 531 nt
Organism: Pristis pectinata (smalltooth sawfish)
Lineage: Eukaryota; Metazoa; Chordata; Chondrichthyes; Rhinopristiformes; Pristidae
Product: beta-microseminoprotein-like
Exons: 4
Coding region: 82-411 (109 amino acids)
Source: RefSeq, a predicted model, not a curated record